Messenger RNA from Stegodyphus dumicola, 1619 nucleotides. RefSeq names its product lysosome-associated membrane glycoprotein 5-like. Gene Ontology annotation, cellular component: plasma membrane; lysosomal membrane; late endosome membrane. The record is from RefSeq and is a predicted model, not a curated record. Gene Ontology annotation, biological process: establishment of protein localization to organelle. NCBI's taxonomy places the organism in Eukaryota, Metazoa, Arthropoda, Arachnida, Araneae, Eresidae.
CAAUGGCCGCUGUGAUAUUUCUCUACGUCUUCCUGUAUGAUUCCUGAAAGUGUCUUCCUUUCUCCCAAGCUCAUCCUGCUCUUCCAGAAUUUUAAAAGCUGUUUAUUGCUUUCCUGGCUUUGGUACUGCAGUAAUCGGAGGAAAAGCAGCUAUGCAGGAACCUCUGAUCGUGACUCUCGUAUCCGCAACAAUUUUGGUUUUGUUUACAAACUGUUUCUGUCAGUCCGUAAUAAGAGAUAGCCUACAGACUCCAGGAAAUAUUGUCAUCACUGAAACUUACCUGGAAUCCACUCCUGACGUUCUUGCGAAAGACAUUGCUCCUGACUUUACGUUUGCUGUGUGGGACCCUAGUGGAAAAAUCUGCAUACUUGCGAAAUUCUCAGCUUCAUUUACAAUAACGUACCCAAGCCAAGGAGGAGAACAAACCGUAUCUGUAAAUCUACCAGAAGACGCACAAGCCAAAGGACGCUGUGGCGCAGAAGAUCAGGAACCUAUCCUGGAAUUAUUUUGGCCAGGGUUUCGACUAGUUAUGACGUUCACACUGGUUAAUCCAAAAGAUAAACAAGACACGUGGGAGCUCCUGUCCAUGGAACUAGUUUAUAAUACUGCUAGUCCAAUUUUUGACGGUGCCUCGAACGCUGGUAAAACAACUUCUCGUAGUUUGGAAGAUGGUCUUUUCAGAACUCAGUAUGGAAAAUCCUAUUUCUGUCCUUCGCCUGAUGUGAUACCGAUGUACAACUCUAAGAAAGAAAAAGUUGUAUUGGCUAGAAUGAAAGAUGCUCAUCUUCAAGUGUAUGAUGUGCAUAAGGGCCAAUUCUCACAGUUUCAACGUUGCAGUUUAGUAAGGAUAGGAGGGGUACCAGAACCGUUCGCUCAAGACCAGACUGUGCCCAUUGCUGUGGGCAGCACAUUAGCAGUUGUAUCAGUUCUUGUGGUCAUAGGAUACGCCCUAUGGCGAAAUAUGGCUGUUAGAAAGACGGAAUAUGACACAAUGGAAUGACUGAACAAAAAAUAUUAAUUUCAACGAAUAUUGCAAAUGCAAGCCUGAAUACAGUGUGUUUCGAGUACAUGGUAAAAAUAAUUUAGAUUUUCCUAUAUUUAUUUAUUUAUCGUCAAACAGAAAGAAUCCGGUAUUAAUAAAAACUAAUUCUUCAUAUGUACGGUAUAUAAAAAUAGAACACAAAUUUAAGCCCAUCUAAUAAGAUUUCUUUUUAACAUUAAAAUGUUAUUUUUACUUGUUCACUCCCAGUAUAUACAUAAAAAUAAUCUAUGUAAGUAUGAUAUAGAGUUUUCCUGUUUCAUUUUUAGUAAAAUUUUAAAAGAGCGAGUAUUUCGUAGCAAGUUGAGGUUUAUUGACCUCAGGAAAUAGCAGAGAUGGAAUUUAGCAAAACGUUCUGAAUUACCACCAUUAAAUGUAAUGAAAGUAAUGAAUUACCACCAUUAAACCACCAUAUGCCCAUGCAGGUUUUUGAAAAAAUACAUUCCUUUUUGAUUUCUUUAAUCUCUGAUAGAUUUAAGAGUUUGCAGCUAUGGUUAAGUGCUGCAUGAUAAUGAAUUAUUUUCAUUUUCUUCUUAGAUGCAGUCACAGUUAACCUAGAAUUCAGUAAUCUAAGAUUAAC